AUGCUCAGGAGCUUCUGUCUCCAGCUCAUGUCCUUGGUUUGGAUCCUCUUGGCCCAUCACCAGCUUGCCCGAGGUGAUGACUGCAGUGAGCGCUGUAAUCUUGCCCACGGCUGCUGUGACCAGGAUGGGAAGUGCAGGUGCGACCCAGGCUGGGAGGGCGAGUACUGCGAGGACUGCGUGCGUAUGCCGGGAUGUCUCCAUGGGACGUGCCACCAGCCUUGGCAGUGCAUCUGUCACACCGGCUGGGCUGGCAAGUUCUGUGACAAAGACAUACACAUCUGCGAACACCAGUCGCCCCCAUGCCAGAAUGGGGCUCAGUGCAUCUAUGAUCGAGACGGGGAAUAUUCGUGCCUGUGUCCAGAAGGCUUCCACGGGAAGGACUGUGAGAUGAAGACGGGGCCUUGUGAGAAGGCAGGGUCUCCGUGCAAGAACGGGGGGCAGUGUCAAGAUGAAAAUGGCUUUGCCAGCAACUUCACCUGCCGGUGCCUCGCUGGCUUCGUGGGGGCUCUCUGUGAGAACGAUGUGGACGACUGCCUGAUGCGUCCCUGUGCCAACGGUGCCACCUGCCACGAUGGGAUCAACCGCUUCUCCUGCCAGUGCCAGGUGGGCUUCGAAGGGCGUUUCUGCACCAUCAACAUCAACGACUGUGCCAGCCAGCCAUGCAAAAAUGGGGCAAAGUGCUAUGACCGCAUCAAUGACUAUGACUGCUUGUGUCCCGACCGUUUCACUGGCAAAACCUGCGAGAUCCCCAUCCCUGAGCCCACCUGGGCUCCCCACUACCAGCCUGCGAGCCAUGACAACAGCAGAGCUGUGAAAAGCACCACCAGCGAGAUGCCAGCGGUGACACAGCCGGAGCCUGUCAGGACCGCGGUCACGGGGCGGCGUGUGGCCAACCACAGUGAGAAAGAACCGGGGGGAGGGUUGUUGAAAAUCUCUGUGAAGGAGGUGGUGACCCAAAGGGACUCGGGGCUGAGCGAAGCCCAGCUGGUGACAGUGCUGGUGUUCGGGGUGCUGACAGCAGUGCUGGUCCUCGUCACUGUCCUGCUCGUGCUGAGGAACUGGCAAAGGGGCCGCCAGAGGUCAAACUGGUGCCAAAGCUCUUCCCAGGCUGCAAGGAAGCUGCAAGACCAGGAGUGCCAGGUGGGCAUGCUCAACACUGUCCUGAUUGAGCCCAGGAAGACAACAGAGCUGUGA
Nestor notabilis (Kea) is the source of this 1194-nucleotide messenger RNA. RefSeq names its product delta-like 2 homolog (Drosophila) (gene DLK2). Gene Ontology annotation, molecular function: calcium ion binding. The coding region runs from base 1 to 1194 and encodes 397 amino acids. Gene Ontology annotation, cellular component: protein-containing complex; plasma membrane. The transcript is spliced from 5 exons. The record is from RefSeq and is a predicted model, not a curated record. Lineage: Eukaryota; Metazoa; Chordata; Aves; Psittaciformes; Psittacidae. Gene Ontology annotation, biological process: heterophilic cell-cell adhesion; establishment or maintenance of epithelial cell apical/basal polarity.